Adineta steineri is the source of this 1779-nucleotide messenger RNA. Lineage: Eukaryota; Metazoa; Rotifera; Eurotatoria; Adinetida; Adinetidae. The record is from the annotation of a GenBank genome assembly.
AUGGAAAUUUUACGUGCUGAAACCAAUGAAUUUCCUCAUAUGAAAACUACAGAUGGACCAACAAAUAAUUCAUCAUCAUCAUCAACAAUUGAUGAUGAUGAAGAUGAUUUUUCAAAUGUAAGUACAACUGAUGAAAAAAGAAUAACAAACACAAAAUCUCCUAUCAAUAAUAAUGAAGACAAAUCCAAAUCUGCAGAUGAAAAUCGAUCAAAUAAUUCCUCACCUCAACCAUCUAUUGUUCAGUCAAUUGUUAAUCGAACAACAUCAACAACUGAUUAUACACGUCAACGUGAACGUCUUGCUAAAGAACUUAAAGAUUAUGAAGAUCGUUGGUUAGCACAUAGAAAUUUUCUUCUUUAUACACAAGCAUUUAGUAUGAAACCCGAAGAUCGUGAACGUUUAUUUUCACAAAUAAAUUCAACAAAUACAGAUGAAUCAUUUUCUCGUUUAUCAAAAGAAGAACGAGAUCGAUUUUUAGCAGCCGCUUUAUAUAAUCAACAGCAACAACAACAACAGCAGCAGCAACAGCAACAACAGAAUCCAUAUAAUUUUCAUCAAUAUCCAUGGACAACACCACCAACAGCAUCAUCUAUAGUUGUUCCACCGAUACCAUCAACAACUACUGACCAACAACAACAACAACAACAACAACCACAGCAACCUAAAUCACCUAGUUCAGAUGAUAGUGGCAAUCAAUCAAAUUCUGGUAGUACAACAGAAUGGACAUUUGAAGAACAAUUUCGUCAGCUUUAUGAAUUAUCUGAUGAACCAAAACGAAAAGAAUUUCUCGAUGAUUUAUUUGCAUUCAUGCAAAAACGUGGUACUCCUGUUAAUCGAAUUCCUAUUAUGGCUAAACAUGUUCUUGAUUUAUAUGAAUUAUUUCGUUUGGUUGUUGGAAAAGGCGGUCUCGUAGAAGUAAUUAACAAGAAAUUGUGGCGUGAAGUGACGAAAGGUCUCAAUUUACCAAGCUCGAUUACCAGUGCUGCAUUUACAUUACGUACACAAUAUAUGAAAUAUUUAUAUCCAUAUGAAUGUGAAAAAUUACAAUUAAGUUCACCGGGUGAAUUACAAGCAGCAAUUGAAGGAAAUCGACGCGAAGGACGUCGACCAUCAUAUGCAUUUGAAUAUUCAUCACCACCACAAAUAAUGCCACCGCCACCACCACCACCACCUCCAUCAUCAGCAAGUGCUUUUCUUGCUAGUCCACUUGCACAUAGACCAUUGGAUCCUAAUCAUGGACAUGAAGCAAUGCAACAUGCAGCUAUGGCUGCUGCUGCAGCACUAUCUCAUCCAUUUUUUCUUGCAGCUGCAGCAGCUCAAUCACGUGAUGUCAAUCAUUCAUCAAUUGAACAAUCUUCAACACCACGAAUUCCUUCAUUUGAUGAUCAUCAUCAUCAUCAUCAUUUACAAUCAUCAUCAUCCUCAUCAUCAUCACCACCAACAAAUAAAUUAUUUGAACGUUCAUCAACAAUAACGAAACGAAGUCUCUCACCAUCAUCAUUUUUAUCUCGACAAACAAAUGAUGAUAAUAUUAAUUCACAAAUAAAAAAACCUGUUACAACAAUAAAUAAUCUACGAUCAACAUAUUUUACACCAGUGACAACCAAUACUCCCCCAUCAUCAUCAUUAUUAUCACCCGUUAGUAAAUUAAGAAUCAUUGCUAAAGAAAAUAAUUCAGAACAACCACAACAACAAUCGAUAACAAUUUCGAUUGAAUUAAAUGGUAUUGCUUAUCAAGGAACAUUAUAUGCAUCAGCAUUCACUAAUAAUAAAGAGUGA